GGUGUAAACCCCUCAUAGCUUCACAAUCUUCACAUGAGCGCGCACGACGCGGAGAAGUCAGGUGUUACACCGCGAGGUUAUGAUAACCGAAGUAAACAAUGAAGACCGAAGUGUAUAAUGACAUAAUGAUGACAAUUCGUAAUUUUCAUGGCCUAUCGAGAGAUUGCGCGAAAAUGUUGAAGGAGAAAUAUAACGAAAUUCAUCCAAACACGCUGUACAGCAUCCUGUCUUUAGAGAUACAACAGAAAAUGAAAGCCAAUCACGUCAGAUUGUUCGGGAACAACAAGAGUUACUUUGACAGUUACUUGGAAGCUGUGCAGAAUGAGGAGCCAGUUGGCAUUCUGUUAAGGCUAGCACAAAAUAUCGACGCUGCACCAGCUCUAUUGGCGCGUAACAUCUUGGAAAAACACUGUAUGCGCGAUAAUGCAAAUGUCUCCAAAACUCUAAUCUCCAAGCUGUUUAAGGAUACUACGUUGAUUGACGAUAAGGAUCUUGCAUACGAAAUUUAUUUGUGCACAUUGUACGAUGAUCUGUACGGACCUAUAGCCGAUGCAAUGGGAAUAUCCAUAGGACAGGAAUAUGAAAUCAAGCUUCAAGAGUGUCUAAUACAAAGAAAUAUUGCAUUUCGUAACGAAGAGCACCUGCGAUUGCGAGGAUAUGACAAGACUCCGGACAUUAAAUUAGAAGUACCGAUCGCAGUGAAUGGCUACGUGAUAAAUUGGAUCGAGUCCAAGGCACGAUUCGGCAAUAUGGAUGUCCAUCAAAAGUAUGUAAAGGAACAAUUCUUGAGCUACUGGAACAGGUUCGGGUCUGGACUAGUUAUUUAUUGGUUCGGAUUUCUUGACUGCUUAAACAAAUCGACUGAGAAAAAGUUUAUCAUAAUGAACCACUUUCCCGAAAAUGUUACAUACAUGGAUCCAGCUUGUAUCAAACCUACGAACAGCACGUAAUUGUAAUCAAAUAGGUGUACAUAAUCUAUUUUUGUAGUUAUCUUUAAGAGACAACGAGACAUAACACAUCUAAUACUUUUAAAUAGAUUUUUGUCUUAACAGAACUCUAAUCUGAUCAUGGAUUACUAUUUUAAUACUAUUUCAGACUGUUAUCGGAAUGGAACAAAGUAUGGUUUUGUAUUUUCAUAUUGUAUUAUAUUUCAAUCGUUCAUAAA
Messenger RNA from Vollenhovia emeryi, 1165 nucleotides. RefSeq lists its product as uncharacterized. Bases 99 to 950 code for a protein of 283 amino acids. The transcript is spliced from 6 exons. NCBI's taxonomy places the organism in Eukaryota, Metazoa, Arthropoda, Insecta, Hymenoptera, Formicidae. The record is from RefSeq and is a predicted model, not a curated record.